GCGAAACAGCAUAUCAGAAAUAACAGUACACGCAGUCUGCUCUCUAACAUUACAGCUACAACAACAUUGCAACAACAGCCUCCCGAUAUACCAGUCGUCUCCUUACAGUAACAGACACGGGCCGCGCCGAGACGGGAUCGACAUUGGCCGCCGAUCGGCCGCGACAGGCGCGAAACAGCGAGGAUCGCUGGAUAGAUAGGUAGACAGAUAGAUAGAUACGUGCGACGAUUAGUACGACCAAUCGAUAACGGAGCAUAUCACGAGGAAACCGGUCGGUCGACAGAGGCGGGGGUGUUCUCGAUAUCGUGUAAUCCAACGGGGGGAGAAAUUCAAUGGCCCGCUCGGGGGGUUCGAACGAUUAAUUGCAUUGUCCGUUGUAACAAUUGAUUUAUCGUUCGUUCGACUUCGGGACACCCGGCUUGGUCCUCCGAGACGGACACGGAACCUCGAAUCGGGUCCAAUCGGUAGAUUAGAGAAACGCGCGCGGCGCACGUUGGGCGUUUGCGAUCGAGCGGGGGAGCCAGUCGUCGAUCCUGGAUCGGGCCAGCGCGCCCGUGGACGCGCGCCGGGCUGAAUACUCGCCCGGCGCUCAGCGAGCAAAGCAAAAAGCAAAAUAACCGACAGCAACAUAUAUAUUAUAUAUAUAUAUAUAUAUAUACACACUACAACAGGCAACAAUAGACAUUUCUCUCAGCAUCAGGGCACGCGGCAGCGAUCGCGUGGCGUCCGCGGCCACGAUCGCCCCCGUGGCGAUGUCGCGGCGCCCGCAACGAUCGUCCCGCGGCACAGAGCAAACAAAAUAGGAAAACAAAAAAAAAACCAGGUAACAGGAUUACUAAAAAAUCUCUCUACGUCAUAUACAUGUAUCCAGCAGUGAUUCACGCUAAAUGCAGAUGCCACGAAGAGCAAUGCAAAAAAAAAAAACCACAAGGAUCGUCCCGGCCUCGAAGUCGCGAUCGGCGGUUUGGACUCGCGAUCGGCGAUCUCGCGAACGCGGAAACGUCGCGAAACAAUCCCCCGAACGGACGCUCGCUCAAGGGUGGGCGGUCGCGCGGCAGGGACAAGAUGGGGGACGUCGGGAUCUCCCUGUCGAUCGCGGCGUCGCGAGGCCGGACGAAGUUUCCCACAAAUCAAAACCCGCAGUCAGAUGCAGAAUAUAAAUAAGUGCAGAGGAAACAAACUACUAUAGUAUAAACACAAAAAGGUAUAUUAUAUAUAAAAUAUAUUAAUUAUUAUUAUUAUGAUUCUUAUGAUUAUUAUUAUUAUUAAACGAUACAUAAAACAAUAUUAUUAAUAACACCGAAAAAAAAAAAUACUAUAUUACUACUAUUAUUAAUUAUUAUGAUUCUUAUUAUAAAUUUAAUGAAGACAAAAUAACAUUCCAACCGUCAAUGUGCCACACGACUUUUUAUAUGCUCUUAAGGAAAACUAAAAAAGAUGCUAACACGAAAUUAGGGGUACGCGAGGUUAAACGGUACCAGGGUGAUCGUCGUAAAGCAGCUGGAAGAAGCUCGAAGCGGAAUGCGUGAGAUAUUCGCGUAAGGGUUGAUACGAUAGGGUUCUACGUCGGAAAAGGCUCGACGGGAAAAUGAGGGAAUGCUAAUUUUAACGGGAAACGGGCGCCCUUCGCAUGAGAGUGCCUGUACGUAUUUGUACACAUAAACAUAUAUGUAUGCACGAGAGUUUCGUUGCUCACUUUGCAAUUUGAAAUCUUUAUGUCGAAAGUUCUGUUCGCAGAACAAUUCUAUGCUAUUAUUAUGUUUUUGUUUUAUGUAAAAAAAUAUUUUUAUUUAAUAUUUCCAAAAUAAGACACAAGAAUAACUGAGACUAAUACCAUUUAUCGGAGACAAAAAUUUAAAAAAAGAAAAGGACAUUUUUGAUGUGUUCCAAUGAUACGGUUUGUAAAUAACAUGUCGCGUGUAAUUCGGUAUCAAUAUAAAAAAGCUAAAAUUUUUAAAAUGAUACUGCGAUGAAUGUAAUACGACAAUUUAAUUAACUGACUGAGCUGCUACAUUUGGCAGUCGAGUAAGCUGAAUAAAAGUGACGCAAAAAUGUCCAUUAAAUUAAAACGAAAAAAAAAAAGCUUUGGAGACGCGCCAGAAAUAUUUCCAAGUUGAAAAAAAGAUUCUUAUUAAACCAAUAUUUUUGUCCCUCGCAACUUGGUUAUAAUGUACGGCAUUCGAUUGGGUCAUUCUUCGACGAAAACUUAAUAACAGAGCGUUUUAUCCAGAAUAUUAUAUUCUUUGCUCUCCUCACUCAUUCUACGUUUCGUUGUCGUAAUGACGUCUCUUGAUCGCGCGAUUUAGCAUAUUUCUAGGGAGGAGGGUGAGGGAGAUUUGAAGACAGCGGACGGAAUCGAUUGUUCCCUGAUCUGUUGCAAUCGAGAAAAGAGCAAUGCCGCGCUGGUGUUAUCCACCCGCGAUCGAUGGUUAGGCUAUGCCGACGUAUAAGGAAACGCGUUCGUCGAUCGGCGAUUAUCCGAAGCAUGCGUACGAGUAAUUAGGAUAAUUUUCAUUACGAUUGUAUAAUUAAGUACACGUAGGCGUAAGCAUAUUCAUCGGUUCAUUGAUUGCCGCGCAUUAAUUGCCGUCGCGAUAGCGAUUAGCGCCGCGCGGGAGUGAUUACCAUCGUUAUUAUCAUUAUCAUUGUCGUUAUUAUCACUGAUUAUUGUUGUGAAGGCGAGGAUGAGGGAUUUGAUGCGGACGAUGUGCGUAAGUGCGCGAGUGUACGGCCCGGAAGUCCGUGCCCGUGCGAAGCAUGGAUAAGCCAACCACAUGCGAGCGUGAGGCACACACAUGCGUACGCCCAUACAUUCUCGUACACGUAUGUAUGACGGACGCAACCCGUUGAACUAUAAUAUUUGAAUAAAUAUAUAAAUAUAUUGAAAAGUAUCGCGCGAUUUAAAGAUAAAAGAUAUGAAUUAAUGCUGUAUACAUAUACAUGUGCGCAGGUAUAUCAUGUUGAAACGAUCGUAUGGGAUUAUAUGCAAAAUCGACAGGGAUAUGUACAAAUGCGGACGCGUUCGCGCAGAGAUUCGCGGACGGUUUGCCGGAUCGCGUGCGUCAAAUGCAAAACCAACAGAUAACGUACAUACGACUUACUUAUUACGACAUACAUAUGUAUGCAUGCAUAUCACACCGAUGUGUGUGUGUGUGUGUGUGUGUAUGCGCGUCGAUCGAACGUUCCCCCCUGACAACGACGGUUGACCGACAUCACCAUUACCACCCUCAACUUUAUCAUCCUCAUCAUCGCCAUCACUAUCAUCAUCGUCAUCAUCGUUAUGUAUUAUUACUGUCAUUAAAUAUCCGUACAGAAUCGUGACGAUCGAUAUCCGCUUUUGCUCGCGCGUCUCUGAGAGCGAGAGAGAGAGAGGGAUCCUCUUUUCGUAAUCUUAAUUAAUAAUCGAUUCAUGAAGACCCCGACAGGUCAUUUUGUCUCAAAACCGCCGGAUGGAAAACGUGCUCUUACACAUCAUAAAAUUUUUCAUCGAGUUUUGCAUCAGUUAAGAAAAGCACUCUGAAAAGAAAAUGCAAUUCUAAAAAUUUAGCUUUUCUCUGCUUUUUUUUGCAGUGAAUAAUAGAGUAAUACGUCACUGUUCCGAAUUUUCUGGCUCGAUAUUGAUUGUGCAAUUUGUUGUUUCUUUCUUUUCUCUCGUCGUCGGGUUCGGCUCUUGUGCCGAAGCGAUGAAGAUAUCAUCGUUCCACUAAAGCGGUCGUUUACGCGAGCAUUGGCGCGAUGCGGUGAUCUCUUGCACUUAAAAAGAUCUAUUUUUGAACUCUCUUAUUGAUCUAUUUGGAUUAAAAAAAAACUGUAUGAAUUGAAAGAACGGAAACGGUUAUCGAAUAUAGUAACUUUUAAACAUCUUUCACAUACAUGAUUUGAUAUAAAUCAUGAGAGUGAAUAACCAAUGAUGAUGGGAUACGACGUAUGCGACACACAUGUAUAUGUAUUACAGACAUUGAGAAGUUAAACACUCAUUUUUACAACUUUAUUUUGCCAGAAUUCCAAGAAAUCGCCAAGAUUUUAGUGUCUAUCAUAAUUCUUCACGCACGAUGUGGUAUUUUGUCAGCAGCAACAAUCAAAAGCACAUGUGUUCAUAAACGCGUAGCGGCCACGUGGCCUUAAUCGAGAAUCAAGAGACCAAAUGAUGCGAAACGGAAAGGUACGAGUGAGCAGAGAAAGAGAGAGAGAGAAAGAGAGAGAGAGAAGAUGAGGAAGAGAUCGGUUAUUUACAUUUCGAUAUUUCCCCAACGCGUUUCACGAUCUACGUAAAUGUCCUCAUGAAUUCUCGGAGAGAUCAAUUUUCGUUCGAGCGGCUGUCGAUCUCCCGUCGUUCUCGGGACUUUUAUCAUUCCACGAUCAUUCCACGAGCGUUCCUCAAUCCGUACUCUUCAGCAACUCGCUCCCGCGCGGGUCGUGAUCACCGGAAGGUCGACGGCUCGAAUCGCGUGCGCGAUUGUGCAGAGAAGACUACUACGUAAAUUCAUUCCAGCGGAGAUAUAGACUGCGAAUUUUCCGAAGCAUCGACUUUUUUUCACCCCUUUUCCCGUCGGCUCGAUAUACAUAAAAAAAAAACAAAAAAACACAGACUGUCGUAAUCGUCGCGUUUUCCCGUUUUCCGUCGUAACGUCGUCGGCGUGCAAACCAGCCGCAAUUAGAGCGACGUUGUUCGCGUGUACGGGAUCCCAACGCGUCGAGUGACAGCCUGCGGUCUCGCGCCGAUUUCGCGCGAAAGUACUUUCGUUCCCCGGUUUUACACGCACCGUUCCUCUUUUGCGAGACAACAAAUUUCCUGGCAGGUGCGCGGAAGGCGCGCGUUUGUGUCCACCUUGCGCGACAAUGCGGCGUGAGGCACCGUGUGAGGACGCGUGUCCCUUCCACGAGAUGUUGGAGGACGUUAUUGGGAAGGAAAUGGGAAGGGACGUACGAGCGAGGUCCCACAGCUCUCGUGGCGGCGAACGCGAAUGGCGCCCGUCGGUUCCGUUGAAAGUCAGGAUCGGCGGGAAACAAGUUAAUCCCGCGGGAAGCACAAAUUUCCGGGACAGGUAUAUUUACGGCGGCGGAACUAACUCUUUCUCUCUCCCUCUGACGUUAGUCAAAUCGCGGAAUGCCCCCAAAAGACGUGGGGAGGAUCAGGGUCGGCUCUGUGACGUCUUUUAGCUAACGGAUCCAAGCUGCUUUACGACGAUGCGGUCCGACGUUAAAUAAAUCGUAAUUCUAAUUUGGUUGUAUAUAGAUUGCGCGAAUCAUAUUUGUACAUACCGCGUAGACGUAAUAUACGUUUUUCUGUAAAUUGAGAACACGUUUUAAAUAUCUCCGGUCGAUCGGACCGAUUCUUCUUCAUAGGCAAGGACACGCUUAGAAAUCCGUUUUAAUCAGCCACACGACCCUACGUUAAAUACUCAUCGAUGACGAUCGUAUGAUUAUCUAUUCGCGAAAGUGUGUUAACGGACACUUCGCCGACGCGGCCGUCGUGUACGAUCGGCGUAUCGAAACCUCGAUCUCGAUGCAUUAUCGACUACACAUUAUCGUCAUUGUAUUAUCCAGAGAAACGCGUACGUUAGAUUUAUAUAUAUAAUAACCACGCACUCGCGUAAGGCGAUUUGCUAAAUUUCUUCUGCAGUCCGCAGCCACUAAAUGUCAACGUGCUCAUUAAACAUCGAAAUGCCGAUCGUACAAUCGGUAGCCGCCAUUGUACAUUAUCCAUUGUUUUGCUCCUCAAACGAAUCCAUGUAACACGAUAGAUGUUUUGAAGGCACAACAAUCGUCCGGAUCUUCGAAAUGUCGUCGGUCGCGUUAGCGAUAACAUCUUUAUGCGACUUACAGAUCGAUAUUAAUUAAACGCAGAAAAGGUCGGUCAACAUUAAUUCUCUCAAUUACAACACGCCGAUCGAAUCAUACUUAUUGCUCUUCCCUUCGUUUCAAGCGCGCCUUUCGGUUCAGAAGGGGCGGAAGAAUACAAUCUUAGGAUCGAUCGCGCGCGAUAGCCGCUAACGCGGUCGACGACCUUCCGACGAUUCGGCACACCAUUACAGGGCACCCCCCCAUUAAACAGGGCGUUAAUUAAUCCCCAGCUAAUCAAGCAUCAGAGCCAGUCUUAUCGCGUAUAGGGGAAAAAAAAAAAACCACCGCGGGCGCUAUCGAGCGCGCGCCUUUCGGGCGCCGUCGUUUUUAUCGUUGUAUCCAGCACGGCGGAAGCUUGUUUCUUAAGCGAAGUACUCCCCUCAAACCCCAUUCAACCCCUCAGCCCUCUCGAUUCUCAAUCCCUCAUGGGAGGACCCGGGUUCUCUACAACGGUGGCAGUAGUGAGCGGGUCAGUUACAGCCCGCCGACGUAACGUUUAACAACGCGUCUUUUUUUGUACCUUACUUCUUUGUUCUCGUGUCCCUUCGUGAUCGUUCGUCAAGUACAACAACAACAACAACAACAACAACACAACAACAGCGCAGGCGGGAUAAUAAAGCGUAUCCCGCAGCGCUCAAUCGCGUACCUUCGUACCUUCUCGAUCGAGCGUCCGGAUGCUCGAUUGACCUUUACGCUCUACCCUCGAUUUCUCCGCCUUACCCCUCCCAAUCCCUCCUCCCCCUCCCCCGGACACUCUCGUCCCGGAUUUUCUCCCUCUUUUGAUUUAAACGAUGUAUCUUCUAGUUAUUAAGGUAAGUCCCCGAGCUAAGUCCGAGGCGUAUCGAGGAUCGAACAUUUCCCUCGCGACUCGAGAUAAAUUGUUGUAAUGUUAUUGGCACGCAUGCAUAAAAAGGAAGUUCUAAUACAGCGUGAAAAAGAAAAAGAAUAGAAAAUAGAACUUCUUAACGGUGAAUACAAAUACGACAAAAGUCAAUUUGACCGUCGGCUUUCAAUCGUCAGAUUAUUAACGUGUAAGUGUCUAUUUAUAAGCGUUUUACUUUGAGAGCUGCAAUCUUAUUGACGUAAAUUGGCGCCGCUGUGAUAAUUGUUGUCUUAAAUGUAAAUUAGCUCAAUGUGGCACGCGAAUUCGGUGUAACGGAGCCGUCGAAAUGCCAAAUGAUCGUCGAGGGAUCGCUUUUACAGCCAACGUAAGACGAAAGCGAUCGACGACGACCAGCGUGUGCGAGCAAGUUAUACAAAAUUUAGACGAUACGGUCGCGAAAAAAAUUGCUAAACCGUAUUGCUAAAUCGGAAUUAAAAUAAAAGAAAGAUUCGAUUAUGUCGCGCUAAGAAGAGCGACGGCAGUGAUCGAUCGGAAUGAGAGAAUCGAGAGAUCUCGAUCCGACGAUGCGCCUCGAUCCAACCCACCACUCCUGUCUAGACGUAAACACUUUCCCGUAAGCUUGAAAAGAAAAAUCGUACGUAAAACAACAUGACCAUAUACACAUCUCCUUGCAUACACACACACACACACACACACACACACAUACACACACACAUACAUUCACAUCGCGAACACGCGGGUAUACACACGCAUAUACGUUCGUAACGAAGUAUACAGUCUUAGUGCAGCGUUUCAUAUAGUUAGAUAGAGGCGGCGAGAGAAUAUUUUUUAUAUUCUACAUGGAUUUUACAGUUAUAUAUUAUCGUUUCGUACCGGAAGGGAGAAAUUUAAGGCGCGUCUAACGCGGUAUAUAGAUAUGCAUAUAUACUAUAUAUAUGAAGCCACACACAAUACAAACACACACACACACACAAAACACACAAUCUCUGAAAUACGUGUCGCCAUUUAUUGUUUAGAUCGCGAUUGUAUAUCGUUUUAUUAAUCAUUCUUACUGCGGUAGGCGCUGUCGUUUAUCGUGUAUACAUAUACAUACAUAUUAUACACACACUGCGCGUACACACCCAUAUAUACGUGAUACAUAGGUAUAUAUAUACAGUGUCAUUCGUGAUCUCGUCGAACGAUUAUAUUAUCUCAUCGCUCAACGACAGUGCGACAGGUUUAUCUAUAAGGGCACCCUCGAGGGUCGGUCGAUUAAAUGCAGUAUCGACAGCAAGAUGCACACAGGGGGUGCGUGCGUGGCGCGUCACCCGUGCACUCUCUGCACUUUCUCCUUCCGGCCCGAAAGCUUUUCCUUACUCCCGUUCCGUGAAAGACAGUGCACGCCGGAGGAAACACGGCGAGGAUCGAUCGCGAGACAUCGCAGGGCAUUCCGACACGCCUGUACAUAUAUACACAUAAAAAUACACACACACACACGUACACGUACGAGACAGCUAAACAACGUAUUUGCAAAUUAAUGUACUGAUCGUUUUUCGAUGGAACGAAGUAGUCACGAGCAGGGAUCGAAACCGGCAUUAUUUCGACAAAUGUAGGCAAUUUUUCUAUGCGAUAGACAGAAAAAUGUGUAUCUUACGCCGGUCGCACGAUUACAGCGAUUACCGUUCUUCGUCUUGUCUGUCGCAUGGCAAUUUGAACUUGUACAGGGAACCGUGCCGGUGCUCGAUCGCUGAUCGAUCGAGGAGUAGGAAAAGAAGGUACACACAUAAAACACGCGUAUAUGCGCCGGGCGAGAGCAAUUUCGGAACCGAGUUGACGUACACAAACGUAAUAUGAUGUAAUUAGCGUAUAUCGUUUUUAAAGUGUAUAAUUAGUAGUGUUAUUUUUCGUUAUGACUUUGUUUGAACGUUCGACACGCAGCGACGAUUCAUCGCGUUAAUCGCAUCGUCGGAGCAAUGGCGGGUUUAGCUCGUGUGACUUUAUAAUGUGGCUUUAAUUCGGUUAAUUUACCGAAAUUGCUUUUGAGAAAUUGAAAAUGUAAAAGAUUAAUAGUAAAUGGAUACAAUGUCGUAAUCACAAAAUUCCGUGAUAUAUUUACGUCACUGAGACGUAAUAUCUGGAGCGUUUCAAGUCUCCGAUCGAUCGUUUAGCUCAUUUAUCGCCAUUGCAUUGAAAGGACCAUCUCUUUUUUUGGGGGGGGGGGCAGAUUUACGUGCGACCUGACGAUGUUAAUUUGACGAUGAAUCGACGCCGGGCAGAGAAAACAGUGCGCAUUUCGUGCGACAAGAUGCGAUUGAGGAAGGACGUUCGCGGGGAGAAUUAGGCGAGUAAUAAUUGACGAGGCGUGGCGAAGUGGAAAUUCAUCGGCGGUCGUCUGCUACUAAUUGGACCGCGAUCAAUUUUGGAGAAGCGAGCCAAUCUGGCGCAGCGCGAUAAACCAAUUGAAGACCAAGGAUUGUUGAUACUGUUAAUUGUUAAUGCGGAACCGGAAUAUCCCGAUUUAAUCGGGAGGCAUUGUGUUAUCGGUUUCCGAAGAACGAAAACAAAAAGAGAGAAAUGUUUCUAUCGUUUCUAUUAAUAUACGCGAUUCGCUCUCGGGGAAAUAAACAGCAAUCGCGCGCGAUAUGGAAAUCUAUGAAAUAUUAUUAUCAUUCCGCUCGUAGUCAUCGUGACUGAUAUUAUUGGCUCGAUGUGAUCCUCGAGACUUUUAAACACGCAUGGUAAUUGAACACCACGUUUUCCAAUAUGGCUAUGAAAAAAAUUAUCUUGAAUUUCAGCUAUUGGAAGCUGGAGUCCAACGCAGUCUCAAUCUCUAUAUUAUUAUCGGAGAAUAUUAAAAUGCUAUCGAAGAUACAUUCCGAUCGAUUAUUACCCAAAAGCGUGGGCUUUAAUUAAAUUCUUUUUUACAUCUUUUAUAGUUACAUUUGGCAUGAAGAGAAAUGGAAAAAUACAAAAUCUCUUCUAAUCGUGUAAGCGAAUUUAACCUUAAAAAAAAAAGCGAACAUAUCGAUAAUUUUCCACUUCGUUGCGAAUGUUGUAUCAGAUAAAUAAUUUUUGCUGAUAAAGCUUUUUUACGUAGACGAGAAUUCGGUAUAAAAAUAGAAGCAAAAAUCUGUGGCAGUAUGCGAAAUUAUGACAAAACAAAUUUCAUGUGAGCCUUUCGAGCGUCUUUCGUGCGACGAAUAUAACAUUGUAUGAAAUGUAUGAAAUGUAUUCGCGAGAGCGGAGUUUGGACAGCGAACAUGAGAAUGAGAGCGAAAGAGGGAAGAAAGAGAGAAAGUGUGAAGAGAAUGAGCGAAAGGGAGCGCACGCGGUAGAUGAGAGCGAGGAAACAGAGAAAUCAAAGGGCAUUUUGUUGUGCGAUCUGUAAAUGAAUGCGAGAGUGAUGGAACGAUGCGUACGUGGUUCGUAGUUUUCGAACAUGUGAUACGUCAGCCGGCAAGCUCGAUUUCCGGCCAUCGACGAGGGGGGAGGAUUCGGUCGUCUUCCGGCAAAUCAAAAGGGGAUGCGAAGUCGGAAGUGUCGCCGGAGGUCGACGCUGGCUGGGUGGCGCACCUUUUGAAGGUUCUUUGAGGUAGGAACGCUCUUUUGUUGACGGUUGAUUGUUGUCAAAAUGGUUGUGAGGUAUAUUACUAUUUGAAGUAUGUUAACGAUACGAAAAAGUAAGGACGAUACGGGCCAAGCGGGAGACGCGGCGCGAUCCUGACGAACUCGAAGGGGAUUCCCAACGUUCGAGGCCGGAAGUCUCCCGGGAAGAGUUUCUUGCUCUUCAGCGAGGGAGAUCGGAAUCACAAAGAUUCGGGAGACGUCGUCGAAAAUCCAAUCCUUCCUGUUCGCUUCGCGCCGCCUCGCUCGCGAGAGCUCGGUGUCACGGGGAGACGAGAUGGAAAACGUGCGCUCAGCCGAUCCCGGGAUCACCCACCGAGGGGGGAAGGGGUGAAAUUAGUGGUAAAUGUGUAGCGUGUAUAAUGUGUACGCGACGCCGCGAAUGUAAAUUUGCUUUGAUGUUGUUAAUCAUUGCGUGUGAGUUCGUUACUAGUCCAUGGACGGCACGAUUGCUUUAUAAUUCCGCAACUGUAAUUGAUACGGUUGCAUCGAAAACCGGCUCCGCCGAGUCGAUUUCAUUCCGACCAAGUGUUGAGUUCUCAAAUUUUAUUUGGAGAGAUGAAAGAAGCCGUAAACAUCAUUGUUCAUGCGACAAAACGUUGAAUUAGACAAUACAAAAACAAUCGCUCGUAUCUUCUUAGAAAAGUUUUAACUGAUGCUAAUUUCAUCAUGAUUGUGUUAUUUAACCUCUUUCAAAUUGAGGCAAUUUUUAAUUAAUAUCGCCAAAUAUGUAUUGCACUUUUAGAACCCGAAGUCAAAUGAAUUUUAUAAUAGACAAAAUGUAACGUUUUAUUAAAACUUAUACGCUGUACGCGAUGUUUAUGUUAAUAUUGUCUUAGAUCUAGUGUACAAAAAAGUUUUUUUCAAAUAUAAAAUUAUAUUUAUGAAUUAUAUUUACAUAAGAAAUUUGUGAUUGCGAAAGAAGCGAUAAGAAAAAAAAUUAAAAAGUGCGAGCGACGAAGAUCAAAGAAAAAAGAAAUGCGUUUUCGCGCAGCGCGCGAUUUCCUAUAAAUUGUUAUUGUUAUUAUAAUUAUUACUAAUCACUUUUGCGUGAUUAGAACGAAUUAGAACGCCAAAGGAGGCCGAGCGCGCCUGAUCUAGCUAAUUAUUCUUGCGAGCGCACGUUUUCCUUGCGUAAAGAAAGACGAACGUGCCGUUUCGUCUCCGAAAAAAGAAGCGUACAACUGGCAUUACAUUACACGCGGAGUCUGGUUUGAGCGUGCGGCGCCGACGACGAGGAAUCGAUGACGAGGGGUCGCGACGUUCCGCGUCUGCUCGACCGGGCUCGGCGGAAGAAACAUGAGACUGAUAUAAACCAGUAUUUGUGCGAGAAAUUGUAAAUUACAAGAAAUUGCGUGGCGUAGCCUUAAUAAGAAAGAUUAAUUAGGUUUAUUCGGCGACCGGUGGCGUCGCUCCCACGAAAAAUCAUAUUCAAUUGGCUGUAUAAGCGGAAAAGGGGAUGAGUAAGGGGGGGGGGGUGGAAAGAAAUACCUCUCGUCGAGGGUUGACGCGUCGGGAGGAUCGAGGUGUACCGUAUCGAUCAUGACGUCGUCCGCCCUUGCACGGCGAUGUAUCUAGUGAGAGUAUAAUGUUAUUAGAUAAACUUAAGCGUACUUUAAAAGCGAAGUGCGGAAGAAGAACGGAACGCAAUGCCAGUUGUAAAACGGAAUGGGUUCGGGGAGGGAAAAAGGGGUGGGAGGGAGUAGUAACGCGAGAAGAACGUGUUCCGACGACGCGACACUUGUACCCAGUGAUAACAAAGGGGGAUAUUCGCGGGAGGGGAAAGAUAGGAUGAAAAGAAAGAUACGAGAAAACGGCACCGAAAUCGGGAAAGGGAGAGUGGAAAAGCGAAACGCUGGGUAAACAACAGUUAUGGGACACGAGAAAAGCGAUAUGUAUACAUAUAAUCGGAAUAUUCAUAUACAUAUAUAUACAUACGUACAUAUACACACACGCACGCACAAUAUAUGUGUGUGUGUGUGUGUUCUGUGUGUAUGUAUAUUUUAUUAAAUGGCGUGAAACGCGUAUUUAACUUUCGGUACGGGAUUUUCGUUCUUUCAUUUUUUCCCCUUUUAUAUGUUGUUUGUUUUUCGUUUGUCAUUCUUCGCGGUACCGUUUUUCGGGGACACCCUGUCAACGCGUUCCGCGAGAUACGAUUCGAGUGUACACACUCGCGCACACGCAAUGCUGUUCAUGUGUAUACGCGAUAGAUUAUUUCGGAAUACGGAUGCGGGGGACAAAAGGGAAAUAGAGAAACGACAGCUUUACCGAUAGCGGGACAGUAGUUAUUUGCAACACGUGCACACACACGUAUAACACACACGCAUACACAUGUAAAGCGAUCCAAGCGAUAUACACACAAAAAAAAUUGUAUGAAUAUAACGUUUGCAGUUAGGUGGGACCAAAAAACGACUUUAUAUCUCUAUGUGCAUAUCCAAGCAACGUGUAAUUUAAUUAAUGAAUUAAUUAAUUAUCCAUUAUUAAUGACUAGAUAAAGUAAAAGAUCCAUUGAUAGCAAUCGAGAACGAUGACGAAUGAUUAACGAGUAAUUAGCCUAUUAAGUUUGUUUAUUGAUACAUUAUUCUAUGAUAUAAUUAUUAUUAUUAUUAUUAUUAUUAUUAUUAUUAACUUUAUUGCCUUUAUUAUUAUUAUUUUAUUAUUACAUUGAUUAAAAUGACGAUGAUAAUAUUAUUUAAACAAUGUUUUAAGGCGAUUAUCUAGAUAUCGAGUAGAGAACAGUACGUAUCUAUAAUUAUUAAUUAUUUUUAAUUAUUAUAUUCUUAUUAUUAUUAUAUUAUUAUUAUGAGACAUUUUGUUGUAUUAUUUUCAAUAAAAUCGAUUGAAAAAUAUUCAGUUUACCAAUUGGUUAAUUCUUGCUUCUCCGCAUGUAUCGUGCAAUUGCAAAUGUUUCUAAUUUCUUUCUCGUUGUAGUAUUUGCGAACUUAAUAAUGUAAUUACGUUUAAUUUAAUAUUAAAGUCAAAAGUAAUUUAUAAGUAAACAAGAUAACGAAAAAAAAUUGAAACAUCUUAUUGCACGCGGAGAAGCAACGCCUUAUCCCAAAGUCCGUUGCGAUCUCAAAAGAACGUUGUUUGCUAUUGUGAAAGUUUUCUAAAAUUAAUAGAGGCUCUUCUGAAUGCAUUAACAAAGAUAAAAUAUUGCUAAGUUUUUUAUUGACUGCUAUAUUUUCUUUUUUUGAAAUUAAGGUGUUCUUAAAGUGUUCCAUAGAGAGUAACUGACUACACAUAAGAAACAUAAAUGACUGAAAAAGUAUAUUAAUGUUCGUAAUAAAUAAUAGCAGAAUAGAAGAAAUAAAGGCUUGCCUGGUGUAAUUGUAAUAAGAAACAUGCAUUUUAUAAAUUAAGAGGUACAAAUUGUAUAUUUUAAUUAAGAAAACUUUUUCAUGUAACGAUAUUUUAGAUUUUUUUAAGUAUCUUUAUAAUCAAUGUAUAUGUGUGUCCUUUAUUGCUUUUAUUUGUGUUGAAGUAACUUGCAAUAUUUUACAAGAAUAAAGAAUUUUGCAAGAUCUCUAAUUAUCUUAGGAAACUUGACACGCAGUGAACGAUAUGUUAUGAUAUUUGUGAUCGUAACUGCUAUGUACAUAUUCUUUUUGUUCCCUUAUUUUACUUUGAUUCAAGCGUUAAUUAAUUCCAUUAUUCCGCGUCUGUAUACGAUUAUCUCUUCGCUACCCUACGACCACCCAAUCCUUCAAAUCCCUCCUCUUCGUACCUCUCUAUCCCUCUUACUCUCACGUGUCUCCGGAUAAUUUCGUGACUCGGAAAGAACUCGGGGGGGAAGACAGAAUUAAGCUACCAAAAAGGUGAAAGAAACGGGGAAUGCGAGGUAAAACGAGGGUAGAAUGAAUCUAACAAAGAGAAAGUCAGAGAGCGUAUUAUUAUGGGACAAAAAGAAAUAGGAGAACCAAAUGAUGGAAGAGAAGAAGAAGCCACGGAACAAUAGACAAAUGAGAAAAAAAUAGUUGUAAAAGUCACACACGUGAAAACACGCGUACACAUACACACAUACACGUAAACACGAAAAGAAACACAAAUGUACUAAGUAAGUUCAUACUGCGUAUUGCCUUUCUGACUUCGGUGUGAAAAUAUAUAAAUAAAAAAAAAGUCAGUCGCGCCGGGGCACGCGUAUGUUCGCGCAUACAUAUUAUAUAUUAUAGUUAUUAGCGUUCGAGAGAGAUGAGGACUAACUGCUUCCGCUUCUUCCUGCUAGCCUACAUUGUACCUUCCUCUUUCCUUUACGUUCGCCUCUGCAAUUCGAUCCUUUCAUCGAGAACUCUUCAAUGGGUAAAAAAAAAAUAUUUUACAAGAGAAGAUCGGCGACUUCCGGCUUUAUGUUUGAUCGAAGUCGCUUUCCUUUCUCUUAUUUACGAGUUCUCUUAAGAUUCGUAUUAAAAAAAAAAAAAAAGAAACACGCUGUGUUUCCGGUUAAUUAAUCCUGCUUGUUCAUCCCGAGGCAGGCGGACGCGGAAGCAGCGGACGGCAGUAUCCGUCGCGAAAACUUUUUUCACGGUUCCGUAAGAAAAAGUCCCACGCCGAAGUCCGCGCGUCCCCGCCGACUGUGUCUGUUUCAUGUUUUUCAAUAUUUGUAAUUUAUCGAUAAAAUUAUAAAAGGUAUCGAUACAUAACAGUCUAAAGUGUGCGCUACUCUACAUAAUAAUAUUAUAUAUAAAAAGUAUAAAAGUAUACAUUAUAUAUAUAUUAUAUAUAUAUACAUAUAUAUUAUAUAUGAAAAGUAUAAUAUAUAUAUAUUAUACAUACAUUGGGAUUGGUGAGAAUAUACGGUUUUUUCGCUUUGGAGUGUUAUUUUCUGAAAAUAUUGAACAAAAUAUGGAAAAAAAAUUAAUAAAACCAAUGAGUAAAAACAAAAUGUGAUUUUUUUAAUUCUCACCCGAUGUACGACACGUCGUCAGCGACAGGCAAUUCUCUGUUGGAUUUUGCGAUUGCAUUCAUAUCGCGUGAGCACACAAGUGCGAAUAUCUGAUGCAAAUAAUUUAUAUGACGCGAAACAUUUUACUUUUAAUUCAUUACAUAUGAAAUCGUCUGGCAUAUUAGAUUCUGAAAAUGAUUCAUCAUUCGAAGGAGAGCACAAUGAAUUCGUUAACAAGAAUAACGAGAUGUUCGAAAAGGUUAUAUAUAUGCCGACUCUUCCGAGCACUUUUAACAGUCUCGUUGAAAAGACAGUGAAGAUUGAAACGGAAGAACCGCAAUAUGUUAUUGAAUUGCUAGGUGAUCUUUUGGGAGUUAAAGACUACAAGACCAAUAAAGCUGCUUUCUGGUUUUUGGACAUCUUAGCUCUUCAAAUUCUACGUUAUAAAAAUUGUCUAGAUGAUUAUUACAAAAGUGUAUUAAUUAGCUGGCUGGUUGGAGAAAUGAAAUUAAUUCGAGAUAGAAAACUACUUCGCAAAGACUUUUUUAAGGAAAUGAGAAUAUUAUUUCUUUACGUUACUGAAAAAUUAUCUAGUGACGAUCGGUUACUGCACUGGGAAUUGCUUAUGGAUGAAUAUUCUAAAAUUAUGUCAAAAAAUUCUAUCAUCUAUUCAUCUGCCAACAGUAAAGCGGAUUUAAUUAUGGAUAAAUUAUUUGAAAAGGAAUUAGUUACAGAAAAUGAAGAUACGUCUCCAGAAAAUAAAAUUUCCUUUAUCGGAAGAGAAUUGAAAAAUCGUAAUGGUAAGAACAGUAUAAGAAAUAAUUUGCAGGAGAAGUCACCGAAAACUUCAUUAAUUACAGAAAAUUCGCGAACAGAUAUAUUGACAAAAGCAAACGCGACUGUUGAAGCUUCUAGUUUAACAAAUCCAAGCGAUGUCCUCGAUGUAAUCGUUGAAGCAACAUACAAUAUGUAUGCUAAUGAACUGCGAUAUGACCUUAUAUAUGCAGUUUUCGUAAAACCGAUACAGAUGCAAAUCUUUCAUAAGCCUCAUGCUUUUCGAAUACCACGUCGAAUUAAACCCGCGGAUCCUAAAGGAUCAUUUGACAUGCAACUUCGUGAACGAUUGGUAAAGGUUGCUAGUGAAACAAUAAUUAAUAAUGGCAAAAAAAUUAAAGGAAAGAAAAUAACAGAUGAUACGAAAAAAGAGCAAAUGCUUAAAGACAUAGAUAUUCCUCCGACUCCACCACCUUCGUUAACCGAAGAAGAAACGUUGGCCUAUAAUCGUCAAUUUAUUCUACCACUCAUAGAAGCAAACGAAGCGGCACAGAUUUUUGAAAUGCACGCAGAGAAUAUGUGAUAUGAUAAACACAACCACAAAAUUGAAAGUUU
Messenger RNA from Monomorium pharaonis (pharaoh ant), 16562 nucleotides. RefSeq lists its product as uncharacterized. Bases 15337 to 16530 code for a protein of 397 amino acids. The record is from RefSeq and is a predicted model, not a curated record. NCBI's taxonomy places the organism in Eukaryota, Metazoa, Arthropoda, Insecta, Hymenoptera, Formicidae. The transcript has 7 exons.